Messenger RNA from Aspergillus steynii IBT 23096, 2823 nucleotides. RefSeq names its product ATP-binding protein. Gene Ontology annotation, molecular function: ATP binding; ATP hydrolysis activity. The transcript has 3 exons. The record is from RefSeq and is a predicted model, not a curated record. Lineage: Eukaryota; Fungi; Ascomycota; Eurotiomycetes; Eurotiales; Aspergillaceae. Bases 1 to 2823 code for a protein of 940 amino acids.
AUGGCCGAUCCCACCUCCUCCGUCGCCCCAGAAACAAAACACGACGCCGACCCCCAGGCCGACAACUCCGCCGUCAAGCCGGAAGCCAAGUCCGCCGUCUCGGUGUCCGAAACCUCCCCCAAACAGACCUGCAAGAAACAUCCCGCCAAGGAGUCGGACCGCCCCAAGAGAAAGUCCCACAAGUCCAAUAAACCCUCGUCCGUCGUCACCCCCAGUGAUGACAGCUCGUCGGCCUCCAGCUCCGAUGGAGACGUCGACAGCGUCGCCGACUCCGCCUCCGACGACGAUUCUGCCUCCGCGGAGUCCGAGUCGGAGCCGGAUCAGAAGCCCCGACGCAAGCGGGUGAAGAACCGAUCGAGACGGGCGCUGAAGAGCGGCAGGAAGAAGAAGACGCGGUCGCAUUACCAGGACGAGUCGGAUUCUGAGUCGGAGGAGGAGGAGAGUGAGGAAUCCUCGUCGUUGGAUGAGAAGGCGCUGAAGAAGCUGGUCUCUAAGCUCAAGGCCCGCAAGGCCAAGAAGGUGCGCAAGGAUGAUUCGUCCGAGGACCCGCUGGAGGAGGAGGACGAGACCGACCUGGACGACACGGCGCUGUCCUUGGCCAAGGAGAAGCUGGCAGCUUUGCGACUCAAGCAGGGAGAGAAGCGCCGGGGCAAGCACCGCGGGAAGCGGGCGUCCGACGGUCUGAAUGACGGUCAGAAGGGAGGCUCGCAACGCUCCAAAGGCCGGAAGAAGGCCGCCGCCUCGAAAAUCGCUUUCAAGCGGGUCGAUCAAUUAUGGGACAAUACAAUACACAACUUCAAGCUGACGGAGACUGUGGACGACCCCGGGGCCAACGAGUGGGACCAGUAUCUUUUUACCGUGCGCCGCAAGUUUGACUGGGACAACAAGUAUCUCGAGACGGUGGUGGAUAUCAAGAGCAAGCACCUGCGCGAUGCUCUGGCAAAGGUCAUGGACGGCGUCAAGGGAGUCAGCCUGGUGCAGGAAACUGCCGUCGUCGAUCCUAACAUGCUCUUCUUGUACCUGGAGGAGACCCGUCAGUACAUGAAGGAAUUGAAGCAGCAGGCCAAAACGGAGAAGAAGAAGGCCCGGAACGCCGCCAACCUCAAGGCGCAGCAUCUCAAAGUCUUGCUGAAGUACCUAGACACCGACUAUGCGGAGACCAAGAAGACCCUCUAUCCCCUGCUUGAAGCCAAUAUGAUCACCUUUGAGCUGCUCUGGGCCUUGUUCAAGCCGAACACCAUUGCCUACACUCCUACCUACGGGAACCAGGAUGAGCCGCGCGCCUUCAAGAUUGAAUAUGCCACCAAGGAGUCAUCGUUCAUGAAGGGCCAGUGGUACAGCAUCGAGGGCCGCUACCUGGAGUAUGACGGCAAGACCUUCGGCAUGGGCACCAUGGCGGCCGAGGUGGAGAGCUUCAAAGGCGCCCGGAAGAUCACCAGCCUGGGCUGCUACCCGCUCAAGUACCACCGUGAAGCCGACAGCGUUCAGGCCAAGCUGAUCGAACGUGGCAAGAAGUUUGUGGCUCUGCGGGGCAUGAACUACCGUUACCACAAGGGCAUGGCCUUCUACAAGAAGAAGCGCACCGUGAUCAAGGUCAAUAUCAACGGACGCGUGAUGAUCGACCCGGCAAUCCAUCGCCGCAUCAAUCCGAAUUACCCCAUCAGCACCGUCCGCCCCAAAGACCCCGACUUCCUGGAUGCCGAUGACGACGACGGCAGCGAGGGCUGCUGCUGUGCGAUGUCCGGCUCGGAGGACGAAGAGACCUACGCUCCCCGCAGGGAUUCCGAUGCUCCUCGCGUGCGCUAUAAGGUGAUCCGCGACAAGGAGGGCCGGCCGCACGUCGUUGAGGUGGAACUGGAUGAGAACGGCAACGAGAUCCAGAAAGAAGACAUGGACCAGGUUGAAGACACCGAUCGGGAAUUCACGGAAGAGGAGCUCCUUAUCGCGAGUCCCGUCGUGCUGGGUUUCGCCUUCAGCGAGAAGCUGUGGCUCGAAUUCAGCAUCUCGGGCAUCAGUGAUAUCGACUGGAACGAGGACGCCUUUGACUCGCUCGUGCUGCCGGACAACCAGAAGUCCAUCGUCAAGGCCCUGGUGGAGUCGCACACCUUCUGCGCGGCGCAGAAUAUCGACGACGUCAUUCAAGGCAAGGGCAAAGGCCUCGUCGCCGUGCUGCAUGGCCCGCCCGGCACCGGAAAGACGCUCACCGCGGAGGGCAUCGCCGAACUGCUCAAGCGACCCCUGUAUAUGGUCAGCGCCGGCGAGCUCGGCACCGAUUCCCGCACCCUAGAAGGCGAGUUGAACAAGAUCCUGGACAUCGCUCACUCCUGGGGCGCCGUUCUCCUGCUGGACGAGGCCGAUAUCUUCCUGGAGAAGCGCACGAUCCAGGACAUCCACCGCAACGCGCUCGUCAGCAUCUUCCUGCGUCUCCUCGAAUAUUUCCAGGGGAUCCUCUUCCUGACGACCAACCGCGUGGAGACCUUCGACGACGCCUUCCAGUCCCGUAUUCACGUUGCCCUGCGGUACGGUGAUCUGCCGACCAAAGCCAAGCGCAGCGUCUGGAUGAUGUUCCUCGAGCGAGUGCAGGCUAUGGAGGGCGUUACGACCGCGAAAUUUACCGAGAAGGAUUACGAUGCGCUGGCUCGUCACAAUCUGAACGGCCGUCAAAUCAAAAACUCCGUGCGCACCGCCCAGGCCCUCGCCGUCAACGAAGGCACCCCUCUCUCCAUGGAACACAUCAAGCGUGUUCUUGAAGUCGCCGAAACAUUCGACCAUGACCUCCGUGGCGGAAUGGGCUAUAUUGACGCUAUGAGAAGUUAUACGUGA